Molecule: messenger RNA, 1320 nt
Organism: Adineta ricciae
Lineage: Eukaryota; Metazoa; Rotifera; Eurotatoria; Adinetida; Adinetidae
Source: the annotation of a GenBank genome assembly
AUGUCUUUCAAUGCAUAUAUGCACAUUCGUAAUCGUUAUCGAUCGAAUCCAUCAGACUUUCAGCAGCUCGCAGAAAAACAUCCAGAUUUAAAACAAUUUCUCAUCGAAAAGAGUAAAGGUGGCGUAACGCUUGAUUUUUGUGAUCCAAAUGCUGUUCGAGCAUUAACAAUUGCAGUGGCAAAAGAAGAUUUUAAUUUAGAUUUAGAACUAAGUCUCGAUCGCUUGAUACCAAGAAUUCCGCAGAAAUUGAAUUAUCUGCAUUGGAUCGAGGAUUUAAUAGAGUGUCGAAACGAUGCGAUCGGAAUUGAUAUUGGCGGUGGUUGUUCAUGUAUUCAUGCACUUCUUGCAGUUCGUCUGAAUCCUCAAUGGACGAUGUAUGUUUCCGAAAUAGAUCCAUUUAACUAUCGUAUGGCGAUGAAGAAUGUUGAACAGAACGGAUUACAAGAUCGCAUUCAUAUUGUUCAGAUGGAUUCAUCGGCUUUGUUUCAUGAUUUCAUCGAUCAGACUAAACAUUAUGAUUUUCUCAUGUGUAAUCCUCCGUUUUAUUGUGAUUUAUCGGAAUCUCAAGGUUUGACAAAUACUCGUAAAUCUGAUCGUCCGUCGGCUAAUUCAAUAAAUACGGCUGCACCUGUUGAGUCGAUUUAUGAUCAAGGCGGUGAAGUUGAAUUUGUCAAACGAAUGAUUAAUGAAAGUCAAACAUAUGCAACAAAUGUCAGAAUCUUCACAAGUCAACUCGGCAAAAAAUCGAGCUUAGAUCAAAUUAAAAAGCAUCUAGCAAACAUUCGACAUAUCGAUACGGAAUUAUGUCAAGGAAAUACCAUGCGCUGGGCAAUUGCCUGGACAUUUGAUGAAAUGUAUCAAUUUCCUUCUGAAUGUCAAUCGCGAAAAGCAUUUCAAGCUUUAAAAAAAACCAAGAAGAAAAACGAAACUUCUCGUACACCCAUCAGCGUUCCGUUUGAUUCGAAAUAUUCAUUUGAUUUUAUUAAAAAUUAUCUUGAGACGUAUUUGUUCAAUGAACUACAUUUGAAAUGGACAAGUCUCAGCUCCUAUGCGUGGAUCUUUGAUGCCUAUGACAAUCUCUGGUCUCAUCAACGACGCCGCCGACGUCAGCAUACAAAUGACGAACCACCUUCCAAACGUUUGAAAUCCACCGAUGAACCAACGGAGAAAGUGUGCACUAUUCAAAUGCGUUUAGACGAACACGAAGGUGUCUGCACUCUCUAUCUACUAUUUGUCGAUGGAACAAAUGCCGACGCUGCUAAUCAAAUCGGUCAAUAUAUCAAAAAUCAAUUUCCAACCUACUGUCAAAGUCAUGAAUAG